AACGCGAGCUGGCGCUAUCCAAUUGUGAUUGUAAUUGUUGUGCAAUUAAGUAGAUUGCAUUUGCGGUGGAGAUUCAAUAUGCUGAGAGGGGCAUUGAAUAUUCAGAGGUCGUCAAUUCGGCUUCUGCAGACAUCGGCAGUAUGUCACAAGGUUGUUGCAGGUAGAGUGAGGGUUAGUAAAGGAGAGAAACCAGUCACAUAUGAACAGUCCAACCCUCCCCAUUACAUUGGUGUCAGAAAGAGCUGGAACUCCAAACACACAGCAAACCUGGAAGGGGAAAUAGACACAGCAGAUCGAACGCAGGAAGACCUCUUCAUUAGAAAAUUCAUGUACGGGACAUUUCACAAUUGCAUGGCGACAGAGAUAGUCAUAAAGCGAAGAGCUAAUCAAAUCUUCAUCGCUGCCAUCAUGCUACGAAACCAAGCCCCGCAGAAGUAUUACUUUUUGAUAGGAUACACAGAAGAACUGCUUUCUCAUUGGUUCAAGUGUCCUGUGAAAUUAGAAGUUCAGGUCGUGGAGGACAGGCCUGUUUAUAAGUGGAUAUGAAAGAGCUUUUAAAUCUGUAAACUCUUUUUGAUAAUUCUCUUUGACUGAAUAUUUUUUGUACAGAAGAAUAUAAGUAUGCAUAUUGCAACCUUCCAUGAGUCAAAGUAUAUACUAUAGCCUAUGUCAAGUCAAUUUUUUGGUGCAGUUUAUCCAAAGUGUGUUAUUUGUCUCCUCUGUGUUUAUUUCACUGAAGUCAGACAGAUUCCUUGGAUUAGACUUAGGGCAGACUCACCUUUCGACCUACUGGAUCUGCAAAGUAUGUACUGACCUAUAUGCAGUGUACAAGAUAUGUCGCCUUCUAGUGUUAAAGCUGGUAAUUACCAGGUAAUUGUUCGAGGGAAAAUUGAAUAAGUAAAAGACUGAGAGACGACAGAUUCUUAAUUAAUUGUAAUUAUGUAUUUGGUCAAAUUUUGAUAGAUCGGUAUUUUCUCAUGUGGUAAAUAUUAACUACAAAUUGGGGGAAAAUGACAGAACUAUUGAUCUAACUGAGAUUCUUCAUUUAUAUAACUUUGAGGCCGGGGGGGGGGGGGGGGGGGGGCAGUCAAAUAUAUUGCUGUACACAUGCCUGACCCAAAAACACAUUUAAAGGGGUGUUUUUUAAGUUUUGGACGUGGGCCGCGCGUGCACUCGUUAAGGGUAUAAAAAACAACGAUUUUUAAGAAAGGGGUGGUUUUGAAAGACUGGUCAAUUGCGGGGUCAAACAUGUUUAGGGUAUGUUUUUUUCCCCGGGGUCAUAUUUUGGCGACAACUUGUUUAGGGUCCAAAGUGUAAAUAAAGCCCGCAAAAAACUUGUUUAGGGGGUUAUUUUGCACACACAGAAAAACUCGUUUAGGGGUUGUUUGGAAAUAAUUUGGUCACACAUGUGUACAGCAAUUCAUUUGACUGCCACUCCCCCCCCCCCCCCCUCCCUCCCGGGCUUACAAAAAAUUAAAUUUGGGCCUUAGAGAUUUCAUAUUUGGUAGUCAAUAACAUCAUCUUUCAUACUUUCAAAACUAUGAUUUUAUUUUACAUAACUACAGGGAUCAUAUUUUCCAGUGGGUUUGGAGGGGAAAAAUUGUUUUAGGUUGAUAAUUGCAUGACCUGUUCCUUUCUCGUUAGGGUGCUAUAAGGGACAAUUUCUGAGAUGAUGGCUUUUUAUCAUUGAAUAAUGAAAAUUUGAGGAAAUCUGUUAUGAAGGAUACUAGCAAGUUGUGAGGGUUGGUGCAUGUAAUUUGCAUUUAUACCUGAACCCAUUAUUGCUUUUGUAUUUGAGAUUUCAGUGUUGCUUUAUUCAAAAGUUAUUUUGGGUGGGGUGGUGUUUCCUAAAGCUAUUCGUAAGUUACACACAAAUUUACACAUGACUGGCAACUUGUUCUUGUGCUGAAUGAUAGACCCCAUUCUUUGUCCACAUUGACAUUCAUGGGGUGAGAGUGAUUUCCUAAAACUUAUCAAAUUUCGACAAAUUCUACAUUCUCCUUUCAGAUAAUUGUUUUGAGUAAUAACAGUUUUAAUCUACUAAGAUUGGAUUUCAAGUCAAUUUUAGCUGAUGGGAAUCAAAGUGAUAGAAUCUGAUUCAGCACCCAAUCUGCUUUAUGAAACACCCCACCCCCCCCCCCCUCCUUGGUAGUAAACAAAAUAUACUCCCUGGAUGCGUCCAAUGAAAUUACCAUUUUCCUUUGAGCCAGACUGCCAGCCAACCAAAGACCCCAGUUCAAGGUAAUCAUGUCAGUCUAAUGAUUUUACAGUGUGCCAUUGAAUUCAGUCAACUGAUCAACAAAUGAUAUUAUUCUUUUGAGAAAUGUUAGCCCUGUGGGGGGUUAGAUCAGUGAACCUCCAACAACGUAAGAAAUCCCACAAGACCUUAUGUGUACAUACUUUUUAGGGACAGUAACCAUGUGAUUAUUGGUCUAGUGUCCAGGAAGUUCUAAUUGGUUUUGUGGAAUGCAUCCACUGAAAAUUUAUUGUCAAUUUUCUGAUAUGUCAACAAAGGCUGCACUUAGUUUUUUUUUUUUGGGGGGGGUCUUCAUUCUAAUAUUAAGGACACUCACAAGACCCCUUUUUCUUGUAUUUCCCGAUUUGUUGUGAUAAACAGAUAAUCUUCAUACAUUUAAAUUUGCAGUCAAUUGUUACUGUACUUUAAUAAAAUUAAUUAGAGCAGAAAAUUGGCCUCGAGAAAUACAUGAUGAAUGUCAUGUUCUAUGAAUUCCAUAUUUCGCCAUUUUCUCUGUAAAAUGAAAAUGAUGUUGAUGUCACAAACAACAUAUGGUCGGACGUAUUAUUUAUUUCAUGUUGGAUUGGAAAGAAAUAACUUAAUCCUAGUUAUGUUCUUUGUAACCGCAUUGUAUUGUCUUUGGUGAAUACUCUUCAGAUAUUGUUUUACAAAUUGUGGUUAAUAUGAAUUAUGCAAUAAACUUCAAAAGAAAAUGUA
Molecule: messenger RNA, 2953 nt
Organism: Lytechinus pictus (painted urchin)
Lineage: Eukaryota; Metazoa; Echinodermata; Echinoidea; Temnopleuroida; Toxopneustidae
Product: small ribosomal subunit protein uS3mA-like
Exons: 3
Coding region: 79-546 (155 amino acids)
Biological process (GO): translation
Cellular component (GO): mitochondrion
Source: RefSeq, a predicted model, not a curated record